AUGCUGUUUGCAAUGGCACUUUCAUUUACAGCAAAAGCAGAUGAAACCUGUAUGUCGCCGUACAUUGCGAAGAUUCUGGGUCAGGAAGAUUAUGUUUAUGUGUGGACACUCGGAGUUGAUGGCAUAGGCGACGAGCAGGACAAACUUGUUACCAUUGACACCAACCCGUCAUCCGAAUCUUACGGCAAAGUCGUCAAUUCGUUGUCCGUAGGUGGGCGUAAUGAAGCGCAUCAUUCUGGACUUUCAGACGACCGCAGGUAUCUGUGGGCAGGUGGACUGGAUACCAACAAGAUAUUUGUAUUCGACAUUCACAGUGAUCCACGCGAACCCAGAAUGCACAAGAUUAUUACCGAUUUUACAGAAGCCAGCGGCGGAUUGGUGGGGCCGCACACAUUUUACGCGUUUCCGGGGCGAAUGAUGAUUACGGCGCUUUCAAAUAACGCGGACGGUGGUGGUCGAACCGGAAUGGCCGAAUACAACAACGAAGGCGAAUACAUCACUACCCACUGGAUUCCGACGGAUUCCGAUUUACGCGGGGCGACCAAGACCGGCAACCUUGCGGACGGGUAUGGUUAUGAUGUCCGAGUGAAAGCAGACCAGAACAUCAUGCUCACCUCGUCGUUCACCGGCUGGUCCAAUUACAUGAUGGAUUUCGGGCAGAUGGUAGGUUCCCCCGACGCCAUGCAACGUUUCGGAAACACCAUGGUCGUCUGGGACAUGCAUGCACGCAAGCCUUUGAAAGUGCUUGACGUACCUGGAGCGCCUCUGGAAAUCCGUUGCGCCUGGGGAGAAGGGAAUAAUUAUUGCUUUACCAGUACUGCGCUGACUUCUCAGAUUUGGCUGAUUUAUCCCGACGACAACGGUGAGUGGCAAGCCAAGGCCGUGUCGGAUAUCGGCGUCCCUGCAGAUAUACCGCUACCGGUUGACAUAUCGAUUACAGCAGAUAACCAGGGACUCUGGGUUGACACUUUCCUGGAGGGGAAAACACGUUACUUUGAUAUUUCCGAUCCCCACGCACCCAAGCAGGUGUACGAGAAGGUAAUCGGCAGUCAGAUAAACAUGGUCUCUCAAAGCUGGGACGGCAAGCGUGUUUAUUUCUCCAGCUCGCUUCUCGGAAACUGGGACAAGACAGGAGAUGCCGACGAACAGUACGUAAAACUCUAUCACUGGAACGGUGAAUCUCUGGAACAUAAAUGGACGGUUGAUUUCUAUGAGCAGGGGCUUGGUCGAGCGCAUCAGAUGCGCUUCGGUUCCUAUGCCAUGUACGGCAAGCAGCGCCCCUCGGACGCCAACCUCCUGGCAUCUGCUUCUCACACCGUCAACUAG
Molecule: messenger RNA, 1326 nt
Organism: Geodia barretti
Lineage: Eukaryota; Metazoa; Porifera; Demospongiae; Tetractinellida; Geodiidae
Source: the annotation of a GenBank genome assembly